This is a messenger RNA of Lagopus muta (rock ptarmigan), 8088 nucleotides long. It is a transcript of the gene MINAR1, whose product is annotated as membrane integral NOTCH2 associated receptor 1. The transcript has 4 exons. Bases 215 to 2965 code for a protein of 916 amino acids. The record is from RefSeq and is a predicted model, not a curated record. Lineage: Eukaryota; Metazoa; Chordata; Aves; Galliformes; Phasianidae. Gene Ontology annotation, cellular component: plasma membrane. Gene Ontology annotation, biological process: negative regulation of cell population proliferation; negative regulation of TOR signaling.
CCUGCUACCGCCUUUGUCAGCGCAGCCCGGCGCUAUGGCAUCCUGCUGGGGCUUUGGGCUCUUCCUCCUCCUUCUCUUCCUCCUCCUCCCGGCUGGGAAGAGGCUGCUGCAGAGGAAGGGGCAGCCCUGACGGCCGCGCUUCCCUGGCAAGAGGCAGGCGGAGCCCCAGAAGUGGAACACAGUUUCCAGUUAAAUGACAAAAUACGCUUAAACUAUGGAGUCCAACCAGGAAACCUCACUCUUUCUGGUGAAGAUCUUGGAGGAGCUGGACACAAAGCAGAAUACUGUUUCUUACCAGGAUCUCUGCAAGUCACUCUGUGCAAGGUUUGAUCUGUCCCAGCUGGCCAAACUCCGUAGCGUGCUGUUUUACACUGCUUGCCUGGAUCCUAAUUUCCCAGCAACUUUAUUCAAAGACAAAAUGCGAUGCACUGUAAACAAUCAGCAAUCAAAGAAAAUCAUGGUGGCAGCAGAUAUAGUAACGAUAUUCAACCUCAUACAAAUGAACGGGGGAGUGGCCAAGGAGAAACUUCCAGUUGCAAGGCAGAAAGUGAAGAAGAAGGAGUCCUUUGAGUCAUGUAGGUCUGACACGGAGAUCUGCAACAUGGCAGAGUGCGUGCCCAACUGUGAGCUGAGUGAGCAGGACUUCAGCCAGGGCUUUGCAGUCAGAAGGUCUUCAAAAUGCAGGAAGAUGGACUGCAAAGACUGCCAGCAGUUUGUUCCCUCAUCAGAGCCCAACUUCUUGCUUGGAGUUAACAAGGAGAUGAAGGGCCGGGCUGCAUCUCUGGACAGGCUGCAGGCUCUGGCAUCCUAUUCCAUUGCCACGUCUCCACCGUGCGAGAUGCAGAGCACGUACUUCCCCAUGAACAUUGAAAAUGAAUCUAUUUCAGACCAAGACUCUUUGCCUAUAAGCACAGGCCUGAAAGAAACUUUCAUUUCAAACGAUGAGCCAUUUGUGAUGCAGUCGUGUGUCCAGAAAAGAAAUAUAUUCAAAGAAGAUUUUCAUAAUCUGAUUACAAUAUCUCCCAACUUAAUACCAUCCAACAAAAAGCCAGAAGAUGGACACAGAGAGCCUCAGAACAGAAAAGAAAGCUCUAAGCAGACUUUUUUCAACCACAGCUUUGAAAUGCCAUACAGCAGCCAGUACUUGAAUCCAGUUUAUUCUCCUAUACCAGAUAAAAGACGAGUGAAGCACGAGAGCUUAGAUGAUCUUCAAGCUUCAACAUAUUUCGGCCCAACAACUAUUCUUGGGCCCCAGGACACCAAAAAGUGGACUGGAAAGCCAACCAAACAAACUGCCUGGCCAGCUAAAAGCUGGAGCUUAAAUACUGAGGAGGUACCUGACUUUGAACGAUCAUUUUUUAAUAGAAAGCAGUCAGAAGAGAAGCCACGGUACCAGAGCUCAAACAACCCAUCUCCAAACUUCCCUUCAGCUGACAGACAUCAGUCCUACCUAAAUCCGAAGGAUCAGCAACCCAUUAUGCAGACAAACUACGCUGUGAAACAAAAUGGACACAAACCCAAGGAAAUUCCUUCCAUUCUAGAUGUGGAAAAGCACGAGCCAGUCAAAAAGUUUAAGGACAAAAGCAUUAAUUGCACUUCUGUUCAAAUCUUAAGUAUUGACAGAACCAUGAGUGUUGGGACACAAACGGAGCAGCAAGUCCUGGACCAUAAGAAAUGUAAGGAUUUGUGCGCACCUGGCCAAGCCAAGUAUGCAGAGCGGCACUCUCUUAAGCACUCAGAUGAUGACUCUGAAAUAGUGAGUGAUGAUAUCAGUGACAUUUUCCGCUUUUUGGAUGACAUGAGUAUCAGUGGGUCCACAGGAGUGAUGCAGUCUUCGUGCUACAAUAGCACAGGUUCCUUGUCUCAGAUGCAUAAAUCAGACUGUGACAGCUCACCUGAGCACAAUCUGACUAAAAUCUCCAACGGGAGUGCCUGCAACAAAUUAGAUAAAGUGGUCCGGGCAGAUAUCAGUAACGUGGAUGAUGAACUGAAAACGAGUGUCUGCAAAUUAGUUUUGAGGAUUGGUGAAAUAGAGAAGAAACUUGAAUCGCUCUCAGGCGUCCGAGAAGAAAUCUCCCAGGUCCUGGGAAAAUUAAGCAAGCUGGAUCAAAAAAUUCAGCAGCCAGAGAAGGUCAGCGUGCAAAUAGAUCUCAACUCAUUGACAAGCGAUGCCGCGUCAGAUGAAAGUAAUUCCCCCCAGAUAUUUCAGUGCCACAACACUCCUCAUGGGAGCAAAUUAGAGAACAAUCCUGAAUGGUGCUGUUCAGACGCCAGCGGAAGUAACAGUGAGAGUCUUCGAGUAAAGGCCUUAAAAAAAAGCUUAUUUACUAGGAGGUCAUCAAGAUCAUUAACAGAGGAAAAUAGUGCAACUGAAUCCAAAAUAGCAAGCAUUUCAAACUCUCCUCGAGACUGGAGAGCCAUCACUUACACCAACAAAGUUGGCAUCACAGACGAGGAAAUGAAAGAUAGAGAUGGAGGAGAAAACAAGGACUGGCACAGGAAAUCUAAAGAGGCAGACAGGCAAUACGAAAUCCCACAGCCACACAGACUCCCCAAACAGCCAAAAGAUGCUUUCUUGAUUGAACAAGUCUUUAGUCCUCAUCCUUACCCUGCAUCACUCAAGUCACACAUGAAAAGCAACCCGCUCUACACAGAUAUGAGGUUGACAGAACUGGCUGAAGUGAAACGUGCCCAGCCAUCGUGGACCAUAGAAGAAUACACGAGGAAUUCAGGGGAUAAAGGCAAGAUUGCAGCAUUGGAUCUACAAACUCAAGAAUCUUUAAACCCGAACAACUUAGAGUACUGGAUGGAAGACAUUUAUACUCCUGGCUACGAUUCCUUAUUAAAGCGCAAAGAAGCCGAGUUCAGAAGAGCAAAGGUGUGCAAGAUAGCUGCCCUGAUAGCAGCGGCCGCUUGUACGGUGAUCCUGGUCAUUGUAGUUCCCAUUUGUACAAUGAAAUCCUGAACCCACGGACAGAGCCGUGACUGCAGCUGGGCGCAUCUCAGAGAGCUCACUCCCUGUUUCAAACAGCCGGUGGCAAAACUGUAGAGGAAUCUGCUAAGGAGGAACGUUCUGAGGAUAUCCUGAUGGAGAGUGCUGCAAACGCAGACAAAACGUGAAAUGAUGAGAGAGAACGUUUUUUGAGAAGUGCUAUUUCAAAUAAUGGUCCGUGUGCGUGGCAGAGCUGAUGGGAACUCGGUUCCAUUUUUAUGCAUUUUUAGAAGUGCAAUAUUUUUUUUCCUAAAGAGACAAUAUAAUGUUUUCCAGAGACUGAUGAGAAUCCAGAAAAAGGGUGAGGUUUGUCUGAGCUAUGUUGCAUUCGGUGGAGGUGUGAGUACCUGCAGGAAGCACUGUAUAGAAGGGAAUGUUCUAUAUGCAUUACAUCGGGGAGCUGCAAAUGUCUUAAAGCUCUACAAUGUAGAAAACUCUGAAUGUAUUGUAUUUAUUUUAUAGUAUUUAUGCAUAUCAUGAUCAUUUGAUUGAAAGCAGACUGUGUAGCCAUGAACAGAGUUCAUUUCUAUGUUCAGAUUAAAAAGGGCUCUUUAUAUUUGGUCUUGCCCUAAGACCCACUGUCAUCACUGAGUACUUGGAUAAGUGCAAUGUGCUGCAGACCAAAAAGAUUAUGUUCUAAAGCAAUCAAAAGAGGUUUCAGUUGCUUCUGUUGAAUAACAUUUGCAUAGAGCUGGCAAACAUGCCUUGCCGAAAGGGUAUUCUUUACCUCUGCAGACAGUGGAAUUGUCUCAAUUUCACUCCUGCCAGCAAGCAAAGCUGGCAAAUCCAAGCAACACUCUGCUAAAGUUCUUGCAAAUGUAAUCUGAACAGUUAUAAUUUUGUCACAAAGUCUUUGUGCCUUUUUUUAGACUGUGGAUUAAACAGAACGGUUUAAUUUUGCUAUUUUAAGCCCAUAACAUAAAUCAUGGCAUAAUGGGUACUAAUGGAGCUUCUUUUCCCGCAAGCCUUCUAUACAGUUCGGAUUGCUCUUCAAAUUGCAGGGCUGGUGGUUACUGAGCACUUAUAUUAAGGGCACAGUUUUUCAGCGCUGGUGGAAACUUGCUGUUAAUGCAAUGCAUUCAGCGCAGGGAGCCCUUCUGCUUCCCUAGUGCUAAUGUGCUUAAGAAUGAUGGUUGACUCUACUGGGCAGCAAGAAGUCUGUAACCCCAUGAGAAACAUCCAUUUAAUGCUCUAUCCCAAAUGCACGUAGCAGGUUAAAAGGAAUUCUCAAGCUAUGACAGAAACUCCGUCAAUGCAGUGUGUAAGUAAAUACCCGGACAGUAUUUCUCUUCUGUCACAGAUAGAUGGGAAAAAAUAUCUAAAAAAAGUAUUUUCAAGAAUUAACGUGAUCUUGCUGGUCUUCUGAGAGAAAUGAGAUCCUCUCAGUAAAUGCUUUUUACGGAAGGUAAUUUGGCUCCUUCACAGCCAUGUAGCAGCUGUGAGAGCGUCCCCUGCCCGUCCCUCUCUGGGUGGAUGGGAUGCACAGCCUACACCAAAACCUGCACCUCCUGGUGCAAUCCUGACCCAAAUCCUGUGUUGUUUUUUUUUUCUUCCCAUUUCUAUACUAAGAUUUCUCUUUCCUUCCAGGUGCUGCAGGAUGGAGUCACAGUAGACAGGGAAUAAUUCACACCAUCUAUUUUGGGCUCCCCUAAGGCCUUCUAUCACCAUGUGAUUCAGAGCACCUAUGUUUAGGAGCUCAGCUUCCAUACGUAGUAAAUAUAGACAGGUAGAGUAACCCCCAGGGAUGUUUCAGAACUGCCAGCAAGAUGUCUAAUUUUAGACAUGUGAAUACUCUCCGCAGAGCCAUUGCUCUGCAUUUUACCUUAUGCACAAUUUAUGUUGAUUGUAGAUGUAGAAAUCUCACUGGUUCCAGGUAGCGACAGGAAGUCCUAAUGUUAUUCGUUGGGCAUCAAGGAAUUUUUGCAUUAGGGACAUCAAAUAUCCUGAGGAUCUGGGAGGAGAUUGAGUCAUGAACCUAAGAGCUCAGCAUCCCAAGUACCCCUAAUUUACUGAAACGCUUUUGCCCAUCCUCCCAUUGCACAGAGGCAACCCAUCCCAUUGUAGCAGCAUGGCAGCACAUGGUUUGGCACAAAUCCCUAAUUUGAGCUCCAUUUGGCUCUCGCAGUGUCUGGGAAGCAUCUCAGCAGUGCUAGGAGCCCAUGGGCAGUGGGGAAGGCAGAGCCCGGCUCCACCUCCAUGCUCCACAGAUACCUCCAGGAGCCACCACUUUGCCUUCCCUUAUAGAAAAUGGGCAUCCCUAGGCUUCCCCUAUGGAAAAUGGGCAUUCCAAGUCUUCCCAUUGAGUUCCUCAUCUUUGCUUAAAAUAGAUAAGGGUGGUGCAGUGGUGGCUGCUGCUGCUGCCAGAGGAGAGCGGCCCAGGAAGGAGGGACCCUUCAGCCCUGUGCAGAAUGUAUAAAACAAGGGGAGGUCCUACAAUAGAAACCUGUGAGAAUAUUGUGGUUGACCUUGUGAACCAGUUAUCAACUCAUAUAUGCUGUAUACUACAUGAUAGACUUUUGUAUUUAAAAAGAAAAAUAAACUAAAGCUAUAGGUACAUUGUAAUCCUUGGUGUGAUUGAAAAAAAAAAGUGUCUUAGAUUGUAUUAUUUAAUUAAAAUUAUGAUGAACAUAUUGAACUGUUUUUCGUAUUUAUGCCUUAUAAACUUGAUAUAUUACACAUGAUAAAAUGCAACUGCAAGAAUUACAAAAUUAAAUAAAUAGUAUUCUGGGGGCGAAUCCUGUUUACUUUUCCUACAACAGGAGAGCUGCAGAAAUCAGCUCCAUAAGUCAUAUGUGUAGAAGAGCAAGAACAGAAUCUGUCCCCAAAUGACUUUUUAGGAUUUUUUUUUUUUUUAAUGGGGCUUUGGUUAAUGUACAAUGUAAUGAUUUUAUUUUAUAAAGUAACUGUACAAUGUUGCCUUUCGGUUCAUUUAAAUAUAAUACCAAAUAAACUUGAAAAUUACAGUGUCCCAAGUUUUAAUGAAGCAGUUACAGUAAUUUAUUAUCCCAUUGCUUUUCCUCUUUUUCUUUUCCAGGGACAUCAAGAUAGCCAUGGGAUGUGAGCAUCGCAGUGUUAGAUAACUAAGCACUCCAUCUAGUUCUUGGCGGAAUUGCUAAUGGAUUUCUCACUUGUGAAAUAAUAAGAUGGCAGAAGAUAAUGAAAAAUGAGUUUGUUGGGUUUCUUUAAAAAUCUCCUUUGCAUUACAAUGCCUGAGCUUUUGGGAGAUUAGCUCUUGACACUAAUCAUAAUAUUUCAUUUUGUAGGUUAUUUCAUGACUGAAUUAUGCCAUAUCAACUGUUCUAACAAGGUCAUGACUAAUAUUUUGGAGUCUGUUUCCUUUACACGUUUGUGCAACCGCUGUUCCUUUUAUGUCAGUGCAACAGAUAACUAUGUAUAGUCACUUACCUAUCAGCAGGAGAUUCAUUUGCUUAGGAUCUCCACUGGAAUUUAAUUUGUUGCUUUUGACUUGUUAAUUGCAAAAUGACAUUGUUGAAAAUUCCAGGUGUUGAAACUACAAGUAAUGCAGCAUCAAAGACUGCAAAGAGGAGCUGCAGAAAAGACAAUGUAUGUAAAUGGUGAACAACGACAGGAAACACAAUAGGCUAAGACCCCAAUUUCCUCAUCUCUACUGCAAAAACCCCUUUUAUGCGUUGCUUUAGCAGUUCUGUUGAGGAUGGGGCUGUUGAGUUCUCUGUGUGAGGUUCUCCUUGGCCAUGGGUUGGGCUGCAAACCAGCACAAGUUCCCUUGAGAAGGACUAUCCUGAUUCUGGGGGAUUGUAGCAUCAAGUCCAGAAGAUUACAGGUGAAAGUGCCCUCUGAAUUUUUAUUUUAUAGUGCAAAUCCAGGAAUAGGAACUGUCAUAUUAAUGCUAAAUGUGGCCAGCUUCAUGCCAAAAAAGGUCUCUGGCUCUAGUUCCUUAGCCAAGAAACUGAAUGUAUAGGAUAUACAGACCUUAUCUGUGUCAUCAUUGUGCUGGAAGGCCAGGACGCUGCCAACUUUCUGCAGCCAUUGCUGGAAAGAGUACGUGAGUCUCGAGGUUGAAGGAAGCUCUCAUGUGCAAUGCUCUGUCUUCCACAAGGACACAGCCCCAUGCAACCUCUGCUUCUGUGAGCGUAUUGCUCACACCAAUCAAUUGUCCUGGUUGAAUAAAUUCUUUAUUUCAAAGAGAGCUUUGGUGAAUGGUUCUGCCUGGCACACAAAAGAGUCACAAACGAAAUACCGGAUCUCUGAGCCAUAUUGAAUCACAGCGCUCCUGUGACUCCAUCACACUGAAUCCGCAGACCGAAGAAGAGAAAGUAGCCUGCAGCCCAGAUUAUCUGCACUGUGGUCCUAUUUAAAGGAAAGGUCAGUUGUGUUGGUGUGCACUUCGGGAAAAGGCAAGUGUCUGCGGGAGUAAUUAUAAAGAUGAGAUACUUCCUUUAAUCUGAUAUUUUCUUUGUUAUGUUUUCAGGAAACAGCAUUAUGCCUUAGAAAGCUCUGUUCUGCCAGUAAUCCCUCCAGGAAACUUCAGUUCUGAUGGCUGCAGUGACCAUGGACUGUUCAACCUCUUACUGUUACACAAAUCCUCACAGACCAUUUAGAAACUGGAGCAACUCUUCAAAGAAAGGAAGAAUCAAGCUGUCAGCAGCCCAGCUCCUCCUUUAAGUAAGUUGCUUUUGAUUUUGUUUGUCUCCUGCAAUAUGGUCAAACAGUCUGUGAGAGUCACAAAUCACUUCCAAAAACAACGAUGCACUCAUCCUUCCUUAAAACUGAUACAUGGAGAUUUUUCAAGGAGGUCUUGUGAAUAGUCCUGGGUGAGCCCAGCUCAAGAAGGCAGGUGGAGAGGCUUGCAUUCCCUGCUGGACCAGAGUGGUUGUCAGUGAAAUGAAAUGCAUUAUAGGGUUGAGGAAAUGGCAGGGAGUAUAUGUCUGGAGAUACAGUUGCUGCUGAGACUGGAGGCUUUUAGAAACUAAAUGUUCUGCAGCAGUUUCUUCCCUAUAAUCCAUCCCUAGUCAUGCUUUCCCUGCUCUCCUUGGUCUUGGGAGUUCUCCUUGUCCCAUUGAUGGUGCUGGCAGCCAAAACAAAAUACAGAAUUGGAAUCUGGAAUCUCCUCUCAC